Exophiala aquamarina CBS 119918 is the source of this 4827-nucleotide messenger RNA. Its product is annotated as DNA topoisomerase II. The record is from RefSeq and is a predicted model, not a curated record. The transcript has a single exon. Gene Ontology annotation, cellular component: nucleus. Gene Ontology annotation, molecular function: ATP binding; DNA binding; DNA topoisomerase type II (double strand cut, ATP-hydrolyzing) activity. Gene Ontology annotation, biological process: DNA topological change; sister chromatid segregation; resolution of meiotic recombination intermediates. NCBI's taxonomy places the organism in Eukaryota, Fungi, Ascomycota, Eurotiomycetes, Chaetothyriales, Herpotrichiellaceae. Bases 1 to 4827 code for a protein of 1608 amino acids.
AUGGCGGAGAAGCCAAAGAAACGUGUGUCUGAACUCUAUCAGAAAUUGACUCAGUUAGAGCAUAUUAUCAAGCGACCAGACACCUACAUUGGCUCCGUUGAGCGCACCGAGAAACAACUAUGGGUCUACAAUACCGAGAAGGAGUGCAUGGAAUACCGGGAGGUUUCCUUUGUCCCCGGUAUUUUCAAAAUCUUCGAUGAGAUCCUGGUCAAUGCUGCCGACAACAAGCAAAAUGACAAGAACAUGGAUGAGCUCAAGGUCACCAUUGACCGCGAGAAAGGCGAGAUCAGUGUCUGGAACAACGGUCGCGGCAUCCCCAUUGAGAUCCAUUCCAAGGAGAAAAUCUAUAUCCCUGAAAUGAUUUUCGGCCACCUCCUCACUGGUUCCAACUACGAUGACGAUCAAGCAAAGAUUACUGGUGGUCGCAACGGAUACGGCGCAAAACUCUGCAACAUCUUCAGUACGGAGUUCACGGUCGAGACUGCGGAUGCGAGGCAGAAAAAGAAAUACAAGCAAAUAUGGACCAAAAACAUGUCAGAAAUGGGCAAGGCGAAAAUCACGGACCACAAAGGCGACGACUACACGAAGAUCACAUUCAGUCCAGAUUUCGCCAAGUUUGGAAUGACUGGGAUUGACGAUGACUUGGAAGCGCUCUUCAAACGUCGCGUGUAUGAUCUCGCUGGCACCUGUAAAGGCGUCGCAGUCAAGCUCAAUGGCUCCCGGGUCCCGGCACGGAACUUCAAGAAGUACAUCGAGAUGUACACCAAAGCCAUCAAAAAGGAGAGGGGCGAAGAAGCGGCGAACGACACCUCCGAAAUCAUCACCGAAUCCACUGAUCCCCACUGGGAAAUCGGGUUUACCGUAUCUGACGGCUCCUUUCAACAAGUCUCCUUCGUCAACUCAAUAGCUACUACAUCUGGAGGUACCCAUGUGAACUACAUCGCCGAUCAAAUCGUGACGCGACUCAUGGAUAUUGUAAAGAAGAGAAACAAAGGAGGCGCAACUUUGAAACCAAAUCAAAUUCGCAACCACAUCUUUCUCUUCGUCAAUGCAUUGGUUGUCAAUCCAGCGUUCACAUCACAAACCAAAGAGCAGCUUACCACCAAAUCAUCUCAGUUCGGCAGUAAAUGCCAGGUCUCGGAAGAGUUCAUGAAGAAGAUCGCCAAAACAGAAGUCAUCAACAAUAUUCUUCACUUUGCGCAGCAGAAAGCUGAUCAGAUCCUCAAGAAGUCUGAUGGAAGCAAGCGCAGCCGCAUGAACAACCCAAAGUUGACUGAUGCCAACAAAGCAGGAACCCGAGAAGGGCACAAGUGUACGUUGAUCCUCACCGAGGGAGACUCAGCAAAAGGCCUUGCCAUGGCAGGACGGUCAGUCGUCGGUCCUGACUUGUUUGGCGUGUUUCCCCUUCGUGGAAAGCUGUUGAAUGUUCGCGAUGCAUCCGUGGACCAAAUCUCGAAGAAUGCCGAAAUUCAAAAUAUUAAGAACUUCCUUGGUCUUCAACACAAGAAGGUUUAUACUGAUACCCAUGGUCUCCGCUAUGGAUCUUUGAUGAUUAUGACGGAUCAGGAUCAUGAUGGCAGCCAUAUCAAAGGCUUAUUGAUCAACUUCUUACAAGUCCAGUUUCCAAGUCUACUUAAAAUCCCCCAUUUCCUGGUGGAAUUCAUCACACCAAUCGUCAAGGUUUGGAAAGGGGAUCCCAAGAACCCUUCCCAGUCCCGGUCAUUCUACACCAUGCCCGAGUAUGAAGCAUGGAAAGAAGCACACAAGGGCGACAAGUCCUGGGACCACAAGUACUACAAGGGAUUGGGUACCAGUACAGCUGAAGAUGCCCAACAAUACUUCAAUGACAUUGACAAACAUCACAAGGAAUUUGAAGUCAUGAAGGAUGACGAGCCAGCAUUGAUUGAGUUGGCGUUCUCAAAGAAGAAGGCCGACGAACGAAAGGAGUGGCUCCGCCAGUUUAAGCCAGGCACCUACCUGGACCAUACGAGCAAGGAAAUAUCUUACACCGACUUUGUGAACAGGGAGUUGAUUCUUUUCAGUAUGGCCGACAAUAUUCGAUCCAUUCCUUCUGUGAUAGAUGGUUUGAAGCCUGGCCAGCGGAAGGUCAUGUAUGGUUGCUUCAAGCGCAACAUCAAGAAAGACAUGAAAGUUGCGGAACUUGCAGCACUGGUCUCAGGAUUAACAGCAUAUCAUCACGGCGAUGUCUCUCUCCAACAGACAAUUGUGGGCCUGGCACAGACUUUUGUAGGAUCCAACAAUGUUAACUUGCUGGAGCCGUCUGGGCAAUUUGGUACUCGAAAUCAAGGGGGCAAUGAUAGUGCUAGCUCACGUUACAUCUUUACACGCCUAUCUGGAUUCGCUCGAAAGCUAUUCAACCCAGCAGACGAACCUCUUUUGAAGUCUCAGACCGAUGACGAUAAAGUCAUCGAGCCUGAAAUCUAUGCACCAGUGGUGCCACUGAUUCUGAUCAACGGUGCAGACGGUAUUGGAACCGGUUGGAGCUCUUCGAUUCCAAACUACAAUCCAAUGGAUAUUGUUGAUAACUUGAAACGCAGAAUGAAGGGUGAAGAGUGGACACCCAUGGUGCCUUGGUUCCGAGGGUUCAAGGGUGAAGUCAAGGCAACUGCUCCCGAUCGGUUCCAGUUUAGCGGUAUCAUUCAUCAGACUGGCGACACAGAGGUUGAAAUCACCGAAUUGCCCAUUCGCACCUGGACUCAAGAUUUCAAAGACAAGCUCGAAGAAAUCAUCAAGGCAGAGAAAGUGCCUUCAUUCAUUAAGGACUACAAAGACUACAAUACUCAUGAUAGCGUCCACUUCGUCAUUCAGAUGGACGAGAAACACAUGAAAAAUGCUGUCGAUGAAGGACUAGUCGAAAAAUUCAAACUCACAAAGUCUGUUGCAACUUCGAACCUGGUGGCAUUUGAUCCUCAAGGUCGCAUCACCAAGUACGCGAAUGUGGAAGCGAUCCUAGACGAGUUCUACAGUUAUCGCCUGCAAUUGUAUGCCAAGCGAAAGGAAUGGCUAUUGCAAGACAUGCAUAGAGUUUUGCGACGCCUAAGCAAUCAAGCCAGGUUCAUUCAGAUGAUCAUUGACAAUAAAUUAAUCAUCUCAAAGAAGAAGAAAGGUGUCUUGAUUGCGGAACUCCAGAAACUUGGGUUUGAUCCAUUCCCAAAGACUGCUGAUGCCGCCAAACAAGGGGAGAUAGAGCCUGUAGUGGAUGAUGACGAUUCCGAGGACUCUUCCGUUGACGCGAACUCCUACGACUACCUCCUUGGUAUGGCGCUCUGGUCCCUGACCCAGGAACGAGUGGAAAAAUUGCAACGCCAAAUUGGGGAAAAGGAAGAGGAAAUCGAUAUAUUGAUGAAGCGAUCGAAGGAGGAGUUGUGGACAGCUGAUCUGGAUGCAUUCAUUGACGAGUGGAAAUUCCAGCUCGAGGAUGAACAAAACCGAAAGCGCAACAUCCGGAAGGGCAGACGCGUGUCCAAGAAAUUUGCAACUGCCGCAAAUUCUAAAGCCGCCGUCAAGAAGCGCAAAGGAUUGGGCGAUGCCCUUGACGAUUCUGAAUUUGAAGAAUUUGCACCGAAAGCGAAGAAGCGUGCUCCUGCUCCUAAACCGAUUCAAAAGGCCAUUACUACAUAUACUGCACCAAAGACUAACGCCCUCAAGAGUGCCAUGGACCAGCGCAAACUCUACACUGACGGUCCAGGUGAUUCCGCCGCCGAGGACUCCGAACUUCCCAUGAAAGACAGUGUGGACUUGUCAGAUGAAGCCCCGAAGCCUGCAGCACGAGAAGGGCGCGGAAAGAAGACGGCCAAAUACACAAUUGACAGCGAUUCGGAAAGCGAUUUAGAUCACUACUCCGACGACUCUGAAGAUGCACCAAACAAGAGUGCAGGAUUAGAGUCGGCAGACCUAUCAGACUUGGACGAGGUUAUUUCCAAACCUAAGCCACGCGCUGCCGCGAGUCGCAAGAAAUCUCCACUCGAUGACGAUCUCGAUAGCGAUUUCGACCAACCCUCGGAAGCCCCCGAAGACGCUCCCAAGGUCAAUGGCACCUCAAAUGCAAGCGGGACAUCAGAUGAGGACGAGGUCAUUCCCAAGCCAAAGAGCCGUGCUGCUCGUCCUGUUGCGAAGAAGCCCGUCAAAGUUCUCGACUUAGAGGACGAGGACGGGACGGGACUACCUCCGAAAACCAACAGCAAGCUGGUUCCGAGUGACGAAUCCCAUUUUGAUGAAGUUAUGCCCAAGCCGAAGAGUCGAGCCGCGCGUCCAGCCACCAAGAAACCAACAAAAGUGACCGAGUCGGAAAGUGAGGAUGAGUUCAAGACUAGCUCCAAACCUAUUGCCGCCGAUGAGUCUGACUUUGAUGACGUCGUGCCUAAGCCUAAAGCCCGAGUUACGAAACCUGUCGCAAAGAAAGCUGUAAAGGCACCAAAAGCGAAGAAUGAUAGCGGUGAUGAAGUUGCACCCAAGGCGAAGGGCAAGAAGGUGAAGGCAGCCGAACCAUCUGAUAACGAUGAACCUAUUGCAAAGCCUAAGGAUCGGGCCCCUCGCGCGAAUGUCAAGAAGGUGCCAACAUACACAUUGGAAUCAGAUAGUGACAAUGGUGACGACUUGCUGGCUGAUCUCGGUGACAUGGUCAAAGGGCUACCGACAAAGACUGCGUUGAAAGACACACAACCCAAAGAGAAGAAACCUCCGGCCAAGAAACCUGUGGCCGCAGCAAAGAAACUGGAACAAUCACCUAUUGCGAAGGCUUACGCAAAACGAUUGGCGAAGAAGAAGGCGGUUGAUUCGGAUGAUGAUAUGGAUAUGACCUUCUGA